Triticum aestivum (bread wheat) is the source of this 2331-nucleotide messenger RNA. RefSeq names its product disease resistance protein RGA5-like. Gene Ontology annotation, molecular function: ADP binding. The coding region runs from base 1 to 2331 and encodes 776 amino acids. The transcript has 3 exons. Lineage: Eukaryota; Viridiplantae; Streptophyta; Magnoliopsida; Poales; Poaceae. Gene Ontology annotation, biological process: defense response to other organism. The record is from RefSeq and is a predicted model, not a curated record.
AUGCAGAUCAUGGAGGGCCAGCCCAUGGUGAGCUAUUCGGCAGGAUCAGUGAACUCUGUUGUCUACAAGCUCACCAAGCUAAAGGAUUGCGCCCUUGUAAUUGAAGGGUUACAAAAGGAUCUUAUGAUUCUUUUGGAGAGUUUCAGCCAAGUGGCUGUGUUGCCAAGUAAGAUGAAUUGGCAAGUCCAAGUGUGGAUGAAAAUUGUGAGGGAGUUGGUCUUCGACAUCGAGGACUGGAUCGAUCAGGUGCCGGCGAUGCCAAACACAGGGGGCCAACUACUGGAUUUAGAAGAUGAAGUGAAAAGAUUCAAGGCCCGGAUCGAGCACGCGCGUGAGCUCUGUGAAAGAUACGGUCUUGUUAUUGAAGUGCCGUCUGAACUUCGUGAUCCUGCUUCUUUACCCGGCCACGCCCAAGUUACAGUUGAUUCACAUAUACUUUUCGAGGAGAAAACUGCCCUUGUCGGGAUGGAAGUUCCAAUGGAUGAGCUUGUCAAGCAUCUCACUGGUGAGCAUGAGAAGAGGCGGAAGGUGGUUUCCAUCCUCGGGGUGGAAGGCCUUGGUAAGACUACUCUUGUCAAGGAGGUUUAUUCAAAGAUUCAAGGGAACUUUGAGUGCCGAGCUUUUGUUACUCUUGGCCGGAGACCAUCCAUUACGGAGACUGUGCAGGAAAUACUUUGUCAAGUAAACCCCUCUGCAGAAAAGAAAAUAAACCUGAAGAUUGAUCCUAGGCGUGGAAGGGGCGCAGCCCAGGAUCUGAAAAAACUCCUCACUGAGCUUUGGAAGUACCUCGCCACAAAGAGGUAUUUCAUCUUAGUGGAUGGCUUAUGGAGCACACAGGCUUGGAAAAUUAUCAAUUCUGCUUUGCCCAACGAGAAUAAUGGAAGCAGGGUAUUGACAACAACAUGCAUCAGUGCUGUUGCUCAACAUUGUUCUGUACGUCCAAUGGAUAUCUAUCGGAUUGAGCCACUUAACGAGGAGAUGUCUGCAAGAUUAUACCUAAAAUUAACUCGGCAAAAAGAAUGGCCGGCUGAUCAUGCUGAAGUAACCAAAAACAUGUUUAAAAUGUGUGGUGGCAUGCCAUUGGCCCUAGUUCUUGCAGCUGGCUUAUUAGCAGCAAAAUGCAAAGAACUACCAGAGCCUGAGAUAUCUGUUGUUUCAUCAGUGGAGCAAUAUUCCAAAUCAGAUGGGAUUAUGAAGACACUGCAGAUGAGUUAUGAUGCUUUGUCUUUGCCUCUGAGGUCUUGCUUGUUGUACCUAAGUGUCUUUCGAGGAGGUUGCACCAUCAAGAAGGACCGUCUGAUACGAUUAUGGAUUGCUGAAAGACUUAUCCGUCGAAAAGAUGAUGAAAGAAGAGCUCAAGAAAUAAGACGUGAUGGAGGAGAAGAAACGAGAGUUGAAGGAGGUGAAAUCAUAGGAUAUGAAGAAAAUGGAGGUAAAGAAACAGGAGACGAAAAAAGCUUGUGGGAGACAGGGCAGCUCUACUUCAAAGAGCUCAUCAUCAGGAGACUGAUUCAGCCUGUGUUCAACUACAAUGAUGACCAGCCAGAGGGUUGCACCGUUCACGGUGUAAUUCUUGAUUUCAUCAAUUCUUUGUCGAGCAAAGGUAACUUUGUUACAGUUGGUGGUGCUCAUUUGAGCACAGACACGGUUCGGCGAUUCUCGCUGGACUGCUUUAACAACAAUGACGAAGACAGAGAUGCCACCUUGGCAUCAUUUGCUAUACACUUAUCUAGAGUGCGAUCGGGGGAGCCCUCAUCUCUCAUCGAGUAUAAGCUGCUCCUUUCUCCUUUUCUUGACGGAAAAAAGCAGACACUCCUCUCCUCACUCACGCACCGCAUAGCCGCCUCCUACUCCCCUCGCACAUCCAACCAGCCACCGGGUGUCGCCCGCAUCUCAUCUCCCCGCCAUAGCGUCGUCGUCGCCAUAUCUCCCAGGCACCUCACCUUCAUGCCAUGGCAAAGCCCGCCCACUCCUCUCCCCACCAUCUCCUCUCUCAUCCACAGCGUUGCCAACCUCUUCCUCUCCCCGCCACGAUGUGGCCCGCCUCCUUCUCCCUCUAACAACCUCUCACGCUGCCGCCUGGCACCGAGCCAGCCCACCGAUCUACUAUCCUGGGUAGCUGAAUCCAUCCAGGAGGUGCAAGAGGGACCACAACCCCCUGUUAGUGCCGGCCAUGUAGUUGACUCGUUCGUAUGUGGAUUGGACAACCUCGGGCACAGUGGUGUGGCGCUACAAGGAGGGAGGUAUAUGCCUUCAUCAUCGAGGUUGCUCACCCCAGGCCAAUUUCCGGUGGCACAUUGUCACGCCAGGGCGACCGCUAAGGCGAUGUGA